Molecule: messenger RNA, 1260 nt
Organism: Angiostrongylus costaricensis
Lineage: Eukaryota; Metazoa; Nematoda; Chromadorea; Rhabditida; Metastrongylidae
Source: the annotation of a GenBank genome assembly
AUUUGUCGUUUAGGUAAGGCCAUGUCGCUUUCAACUUUGUUGCGUCGAGCGGCGAAUAGGCUGACGGCAUGUCGAAAGAUGUCCGCAUACCCGGUCCCGGAUGCCAUGUUUGGCCUCAGCGAGGAAGAAAUCGCGCUUCGAAAGUCCGUCCGCGAAUUCGCCGAUAAGGAAUUGGCCCCUCAUGCACAAACAAUUGAUCGUGAUAACAACUUCGAAAGCCUCAGACCGUUCUGGAAAAAGCUUGGAGAUCAUGGAUUAUUGGGUAUUACAGCUCCUGCGGAAUUCGGAGGUUCGCAAAUGAAUUACUUCUCCCAUGUGCUUGUAAUGGAGGAAUUGUCCCGAGCUAGCGGCUCCAUCGCACUUUCCUACGGUGCCCAUUCGAAUCUCUGCGUUAAUCAGAUCGUACGUAAUGGUACCCAGAAACAGAAAGAGAAGUACUUGCCCAAGCUGAUCAGCGGUGAGCAUAUAGGAGCGUUGGCCAUGUCAGAAACCAAUGCCGGCUCGGAUGUGGUCAGCAUGAAGUUGAAAGCCGAGAAGCGCGGCGAUAAGUAUGUAUUGAAUGGCACAAAAUUCUGGAUCACCAAUGGUCCGGAUGCUGAUGUUUUGGUAGUAUAUGCUAAAACUGAUCCAACACUACACCAACACGGCAUUACUUGUUUCCUAGUGGAGAAAGGGUUUAAAGGGUUCAGUACCUCACCAAAGCUAAACAAACUGGGUAUGCGCGGUUCCAACACUUGUGAACUGGUGUUCGAGGAUUGUGAGAUUCCAGAAGAAAAUCUCAUGGGUGGUGUUGGCAAAGGCGUGUACGUGUUGAUGACUGGACUCGAUAUUGAACGUCUAGUGCUUUCCGGUGGACCAAUGGGGAUAAUGCAAGCUGCCUGCGACGUUGCGUUCCAGUACGCGCAUCACCGUGAGGCCUUCGGUACGCAAAUAGGAACAUUCCAGAUGAUUCAAGGAAAAAUGGCUGAUAUGUACACAACGUUGAACGCCUGCAGAGCUUAUUUAUAUACGGUUGCCAAGGCAGCCGACAACGGUCAUCUCUCAAACAAAGAUUGUGCUGGAGUUAUAUUAUAUCUUGGUGAGAAGUGCACACAAGUAUGCUUGGAUGCCAUUCAAAUUCUAGGAGGAAAUGGCUACAUAAACGAUUAUCCCACUGGGCGUUUAUUACGGGACUCAAAGUUGUACGAAAUCGGUGCCGGAACCAGUGAAGUUCGACGGUUGGUCAUCGGUCGUGCCCUUAACAAGGAGUACAUCCAGUGA